Messenger RNA from Corticium candelabrum, 1848 nucleotides. RefSeq names its product hemicentin-2-like. Gene Ontology annotation, molecular function: protein binding. The record is from RefSeq and is a predicted model, not a curated record. Lineage: Eukaryota; Metazoa; Porifera; Homoscleromorpha; Homosclerophorida; Plakinidae. The transcript is spliced from 6 exons. Bases 41 to 1747 code for a protein of 568 amino acids.
UCAGCACUGCACUGAGACCCUUUGUCAAGAUAUAUCGGGAAUGUUGUUCACAUUGUUGCUCACGUUGGCGGCGUUGUUUUGUAAUAUUUCUGCGACUUUGGGUGCCACCUCCUCUCCACCUACGCUGCAAAUCUGGGGACCGCCAACCGCAGUGCCAAUCGGAGCCACCCUGACACUCACAUGUCAGGUGACCGGAAAACCACAUCUAACUCUCACAGGAUGGAGAAAGGACGGAGUGGAUAUAACAGCAGGCGGAAAGUUUAGCGAAAAAGUAUCGGGUACCUUUCAAGUGCUGCAAGUGUGGACUGUUAGCAAGUCAGACGAAGGACGAUACGAAUGUGUGGCAGAUUCCGAGCACAUGAACCAGACAGCUAGCUAUACAAUACACGUUCAAGAGCCACCUCAGAUAUACAACUUUUCAGACGCGACUAUUGUUAGUGAGGGUGCCAGUGUAAUGCUGCAUUGUUUGAGUAAAGAUCAUUUGUUUUUGAGAUGGAAACUUAAUGGUGUGUAUGUUGACUACUUGCCGAGAUAUCAGGUUUUUGAUGUUGGAGAGCGAAUGUUAAUUGAGAAUGUAACUGAGAGUGAUGCUGGUGUUUACACGUGUGUUGCAUUCAAUCAACGCUUUGAGACUUUGAAGGACAUAGAACUAGUUGUAAAAUAUGCACCAAAGGUCGUAGCAGAACCACAAGAUACUGUUAUGCCGAUUGGAUUCUCAGCUGUGCUUCGAUGCAUUGGCAAAGCCAUGCCUCAUGCUCAAGUUAGUUGGUUGAAGGACAACAAGUCUAUUUCUGCAGACACUCGAUUAGUGCAAGAGAACGAUGGGUUGCUUUUUAUGAAACUUCGUGCAAACGAUAGUGGAGAGUAUCGCUGCUUGUUGAAAAAUGCCAUCGGAACAACAUCAUCACGGCCAGCCAUCCUUCAAGUUAUUGCCUUGGAGAGUUUUGUCCAACAAAAUAUUUCAACCAUUUAUGAUCACUCAGUAUCUCUUCCUUGCAACGACAGCCAUCAGUGGACAACAGACAAUGCAGUUAUCGAUUUCAAGUAUGACAAUGAUGUAAACCUGCUGCACAACGGAUCACUACAACUAACCAAGACAACAUACGAAACCGAACACCAUUACUACAGCUGCCUUUUACACAUUCUCAAAGCUCACAAAUUUCAAUUUCAACUCAAGAACUUCCACAUUACAGUCAAUCAGCCGGAUGAGGCACCUGUUAAUAUAACUGUUUUACAAGACGUAGUUUCUUGGAGUCAACCAGCCUUGACUCAACCAAUCUUGAGAUACAAUGUUACCAUCAUAUCAACGGUAGACCAAUCUGUGUUAUAUUCGACGAUUGUAGGCGACUCUGUGAUGGCCCUGGAAAUGCCAGAUUUGCUGUCAGGCUUUGACUAUUAUCUCAGCAUUGAGACCGUCACGGCUGUGGGCAACUACCCAAGCAAGCCAUUGAGAUUUCACUAUGCAAGAAUCCCUCCUACUGGAAGUUACGCUGUCAACGAUACAGCAAAAGCAACUGAUUCUACAAAGCUCAUUAUCGUUGAUGGUCCAGCAGUGUAUCAUGGCAAUUCAGGUAACGACAAAGACACGACUCAGGAAUCUGGCCGGAGCACUCCAUUCAUUGCUGGUAUGUCUCUCGUUGGAGUCAUAAUUAUUAUCACAACAAUUAUCUACGUUAUCUGCCGAAAACGAAAACGUCGGUGCUACAGACAACUCCAGCAAAGAAACGAUACUUCAGGUCUAAUAUAGACCUAGACAGUGAAUGAGUUGUGUUUGAUAUUAAUCAAGUGUGUGCAACUCGAUCACUACAUCAUCAUCAGUGCGGAGCACCUACUUAUGGAUAUGGCAAU